This is a messenger RNA of Dujonia railenensis, 1050 nucleotides long. Lineage: Eukaryota; Fungi; Ascomycota; Pichiomycetes; Serinales; Debaryomycetaceae. The record is from the annotation of a GenBank genome assembly.
AUGUCAAGUAACAUAGAAGCUAAUUUAAAGCCGCUAGUCGAGGCAAUUGAGGCCGGUGACAAGAUCACAUUCUUCCUUGGAGCUGGGAUCUCUACUAGUGCAGGAAUCCCAGACUUCAGAUCACCGAAGACUGGCUUGUAUGCCAACUUGGCCAAGCUAAAUUUGCCAUUUGCAGAAGCAGUCUUUGAUAUAGACUACUUUAAGGAACUGCCACAGGCGUUCUAUACGUUGGCUGAUGAUUUAUACCCUGGGAAGUUCAAGCCCACUGUGUUCCACUACUUUGUGAAGUUGAUACAGGACAAAGGGCUCUUACAGAGAGUGUACACCCAAAAUAUAGAUACGCUAGAGAGAUUGGCUGGUGUGAAGGAAGAGUAUAUUGUAGAGGCACACGGUUCGUUUGCGUACAACCAUUGUGUUGACUGUGGAGAGGAGAUGAGCAUUGAAGAACUCCGUAAGCAUAUGAAGACAAAGGGUACUGGUGCUUCUGGUGCGGUGGGCAUUCCUGUAUGUCCAACUUGUAGCGGGUAUGUGAAGCCGGAUAUCGUUUUCUUUGGAGAAGGGUUACCCUCUCGGUUUUUCGAGAUGUGGGAGAAGGAUGGUGACGAUGUAGAGAUUGCCAUUGUUGCGGGUACCUCCCUCACGGUGCACCCGUUUGCUCUGUUGCCUAGCGAGAUUUUGGAUGAGGAAACUAUUAGAGUUUUGAUCAACAACGAGGCUGUAGGGGACUUCAAGAAAGGUUACAGGAGAGACACAGACAUUUUGGCUUUGAAUGACUGCGAUUCGGUUGCCAGAUCUAUAUGUAAGUUAUUGGGUUGGGAGGAGGAGUUGAAUGAGUUGAUUCUGGAAACUCCACCAAGCGAUAAGAAAGAAGAAGCAGCACAAGCUUCGAAGGAUGUUGCAAGGGAUAUAGCUGAGACCACGAAAGAAUCUACAGAAGAAAGAAUUGACCCUCAGAAGGAGACCGCUCCUAAGAAGGUGCAGCUGCCGGCAAGUGAAUCGGGCUCAGAAGAAGAAGACUUUGCUGAUGCCGUGGCCAACUUAAAGAUCUAG